Messenger RNA from Pyricularia oryzae 70-15, 4253 nucleotides. RefSeq lists its product as uncharacterized. The record is from RefSeq and is a predicted model, not a curated record. The transcript is spliced from 2 exons. The coding region runs from base 2932 to 3621 and encodes 229 amino acids. NCBI's taxonomy places the organism in Eukaryota, Fungi, Ascomycota, Sordariomycetes, Magnaporthales, Pyriculariaceae.
GCUUGGUUGCGGGUCCCGAUGCAACCCUCCCAAGGCUGUACCUUUUCUCAACCACCUUAAACUUGACGUAUCAUCUCGUGUAGAGCGUGUCUGCUCGCCCCUCUCCAAUUUGAAUUGCUGACAGGAGAGCAGAUUCUACAACAAACGAACAGUCCUGUGUGGGAAUCCUGCCGAUUCCUCUUUCGUUUAGACUUACCGUAACGAGUCUAGGUAUCCAGAAUACCUACCUACCGUAAGGUACGUAUCGCAAUCAAUGCCAAUCAUGCCUGAUCCUGGGUCGAUCGAUUUGAUCCCGUACCUUGUCCAUCAUCACAAAAGAGAAGCAGCAAAGUUACGCGUGUUCUGUUACGAAUGAGUCAUUCUUACUAUGGUAGUCGACCAGUAUCCACGACUUGGCGAAACAGAAGCCAGAAGCUAGGUAGCGAGGGACGCUAUCUUCAGCUUGCAAUUAGUGUUUUUUUUUUUUUUGUCUUUUUUCAUGUGUGUUUCUGUUUGUCUGGCUUUCCGUCAUCCGCACCCGGUUCUCAUGAUCAUCGUGAACCAAUGCAGCACGCAACAUGCUCGACUAGGCACCUACAUCUUACCAAGCAGACUCUUUUGGCACAUUUCUUUAGUCUGGGUUUCACUCGGAAGCUAUACACCUUGACAUUACAACCGAACUAUGUACCUGCUUGACCGGUACGCCUAUCGAAUAAUUUUCGGGGAUGGCGGAUCUCCGCCGUUCCUCAUGAUGGAGAAAGGGACCCGACUCCCCCACUGUCCACAGACGAGCGCCGAUAGGUCCCGGAUGUCCACCGACACCAGUCAGUCAAUCGACUUAAACGAUCCAAGCUAGUAAAAACAACCUACAAGGAUACCCUCCGGGAAUAAAGAGAUAAAUGCGUCACCACCGACGACGCAGGUGAUUUUAAAAUGUGAUCGGCUAACCUAAGCAAUGGGUUUCUGCAUACGACAGGUCCAUCACUACUGGCUGGGCAACGGGGGUCUGGGGUCUGGUAGGUAAGGUACCCUAGGUACCACCUACCUUAGUCUUCGAGGUACAGUUUUACACUGAGUACCUAACCUACACUACCACACCCUAGAUGCAAAGAAAGGGCUGGCUGGGCCUUGGCCGAUGAUUGUGUGUGGGAUGAUUAAAUUCAGGCUCCCAUUGCCUCUUCAGAUCGGAGAACGAAACAGUCCAAGCAUCUUCACAGACGGGAUGUAUCUCAUCCCGGCUUGUGUUCUUUCUCUUGCACAGUCAGUCAACUCUGGCGCGUGACCCUGUCUGUCGUCGUGGAAAUUCCUUCGAAUCUCACCUGGAUUUCUCUCUCACACACACACACACACACACACACAGGUUACAUCAAGUCAGUCAUACAUCACACAGGCGCGCGGCCCCAUCCCCCCGUUGUGUUUUGCUUCCAUUUAAUACGCGGAACAAAUCCAUUUUGCGUGCGGAAGAAGCUGCUUACCCCAAAGGGUAUCCCAUGCGAGGUACCUUGGCCUAACAUGCUACCCGCCUGCCCUAUCACCAUUGCCCUUCGCACAUGCAAAGCCGUGUUUUUAAGUCGAAUGUGUGAAUUGGUGCAGCUAGCUGCUCCGCACCUAAAUCCCAGAGCAAUGGGUCGGAUCAGUCAUACUGAGCCGCACACCUUUAACCAAAGUAAUCCGGAUUUGGAAUCCAAUCCUUCCGCUGAGCUAGGUGGUUAUACAUAAUUCCCGAGCAACCUAAUUUUACCUGUCUUACCUAUCUGAUAUUCUCGAAUUGGACUGGGAUUCGCCUAAAGCUCAAUCAUCUGCUCACUGCCUGCACCCAUCAAACCCCAUUUCCUUGCUCCUCCUUUGGCUUAUGCAGAGUAUCCGUUCCAUUUAUUUAUCUAUCCAUCCAUCCAUCAUCCAUCCAUCUACCCACCCACCCAAAUCAAGCAUGCUACUCGGCUCCACCAGCCGUCAAAGUUGACCGCCAUGAUGCCCGCAUACACAGACAUAGUCAUAACUCGCUGCUACGCUAUAAUUCUCCGUCGACGUACAUGCAUGCUAUACCUUGCCAUGGCCGGCUGCCUAGCUAUGUAGGUAUGUUCGUUCCUGAGUAUUUACCUCAGGUAGCGAUCCGGGUGGUUCCGGGUCUCUGAUACUCCCUCUCCUUACUCCUGCCCGAGCUCUGACUCUAAACACAUGACAAGGCAGCACCUGGUCGCUUGACGCAACACGACACCACACCCCCCUGACGGUUUUAAAAAAAAAAAAAAAAAAAAAAAACUCGGCAGCCCUAUGAACGACCACAUUUCUCGAUGCCUCUUAGCGUUCUCCGAGCCGAGUAAUAUUAGUAGCUAGCUUUAGCUAUGGAUUGUGGCUUAGAUGCUCUCCCCCCGUAUAUCAUCUUAUGUGACCGGCCCCCAAUCAAACAAUCUGUUAACCUCAGUUUGCGUACGCGUGUUGUUCUCCUGGACUCCAAUACAAACGGUCGUCAUCUUGAUUACCUUGGCGUAAUCUACCUUUACCUUAUUGUCGUUCGGUCUGUAUCGAUCUGGACACUUACAUUUGAAGGACUUGCGUGUGCCCAUCUGCGGAGUACCGGACAUCUCACUACCCGACCCCGAGUCCUACACCAAGGUUUCUUUGUAUCUGGCGAUAUUAUAUCGAUUCAAGCUUGAGCCCCGCUGAUGACGCGGGAGUCUUCUAACCGAGCUGCAACCUUGACGUCGAGAUCUCUCACCCCCUUUGUGCUCACAAACCCAAGAUACCCUUCGCUAUAUUAUAUAUAACUAGCGGCAGCUGCCCCAGGCUCGUCAGAGGAGGGGCCACAGCAACAGCUUUUCACAUAUCAUACAUUGAUCUGCCAGUAUCAGGUAAUUCCCGGUACAGACAUUAAGGUCCACAGAAAUCAAUUUGCCACAAAAACAUAAGACGGCAUCUCGGAGAAGGAAUCUAUCAUCCAGUCCCAUCUAUAUGUCAUCUCAUAAAACAUCGACGGCAAAUACAUCCUCAGGCGACCCAGACCCCCGGAAUAGUCAUCAGGACGCUGUAGGCUCGGAAUCGUCUGAUCCAAAUAUGCACAACUACUCAAGCAUGCCGUCAUCAUCGCCACAGGGCUCGAGGAAACACGGCUCCUCGAGCAAAUCGAAGCAGAAGUCAGACGACUGGUCUCAAGUCACAGAUCCAGAAGAGAGGAGGCGCAUCCAAAACCGCAUUGCGCAACGGAAAUUUAGGAGCAAGGCCAGAGAGCAGAAGGAGAAGAGUGACCGGGACUCACGCAAUGUCGAGUACGCCGGUAGCAGUUACCAAGUCCCUGGAGCGGACGACUUGGGGCUGACGGAAAGUGACGUUGCCCCAUCAGGUCUGCCAUGGGGUGGCGUUAACAUGCACUACGUCGUUGGACGCGGACAUGAUGAUACGGGAAGCGGUGAUCGAGGUGGCGCGAGCGCAGCUGCACAUCAAAGGGGCGGUUCAACCACGGAAACUUAUACCUACGGCAGCGACCCACAUUACCUGAGUCCGACCUACCCGGAUAUGAAAAAUUAUGCUUACACGGGAUCUGGCAGCUGGGAGGGAAAUGACGAUAACGCAGAGGGAGACGACUCGUUAUAUUACGAGAGCACCCCCUAUUACUAUGACUAUCAGGGGUCCUCGAGCCGUUAGUCGAUCGGCGGGUAUGACCGAAGGACUCGAGGUAUGAUCGAUAUCUGUGGCCAGUUCCGUCCCUUGCUUUGCACGCAUCUGACAAUGAGCUACAGGGGAUGACUGAUUAAACAACCCCUGAGUCCUCUCGACAAAUCUUAUGACUACCUCAAACCAAACCCAAAAAAAACACUCCCCUCAAAUGAUCCAGACUUGUUCGGGCGUGGCUCAAAGAACUUCUGGACGAAGAUGAUGAUUAACGACCGAAGCGUUUCCCCAGUUAACGCCGAUUAUAUGAUCAAGAUCGUUUACCUAGUUAUCUCCGAUCUUACGAUUUCACUUUCGUAUUUCUACUUGCACUUCCGCCAAGGCGGAUGUCAGCCCUGUUGUACUUUUUCUCGCUUUCUUGAUCUUUGCUUGGAUGCCGUUGGUUUUACCAUCGGAUUGUACCACCAUGUUGUUUUUGGACCCCAUCACAUCCCUUACCGAGGCGAUCUCCCCUCAUCUACACCGCUAGAUAGAAGUUAGAAUUUUUGGGCUGUUUGCUUUUCUUUUUCAUGUCUAGACUGAGCUAUGAAUUCUUGGGGCAAACUGAAAACCAUGCGAACAAGAGCUACGAGUAUUCCAACAUUUUUAUCUUUGUGUGAACUGAG